This is a messenger RNA of Phymastichus coffea, 557 nucleotides long. RefSeq names its product homeobox protein homothorax-like. The record is from RefSeq and is a predicted model, not a curated record. The transcript has 7 exons. Lineage: Eukaryota; Metazoa; Arthropoda; Insecta; Hymenoptera; Eulophidae. The annotation marks the transcript as partial.
AUGCAGAUCAGACAAGAGAAGCCUUACUACAUCGCCGACCCGGAGGUGGACUCGCUGAUGGUUCAGGCGAUCCAAGUACUCCGGUUUCACCUCCUCGAGCUUGAAAAGGUGCACGAGCUGUGCGACAACUUCUGCCACCGGUACAUCAGCUGCCUGAAAGGCAAGAUGCCCAUAGACCUGGUGAUCGACGAUCGCGAGAGCACGAAGCCCCCGGAACUGGGCAACGGCCUCGACGGCGGGCCACGUUCGACCGCCGACAGCACCUCGCACACCGACGGAGCCAGCACGCCCGACGUCAGGCCACCUUCGUCGUCGCUGUCGUAUCCCGGACCAGGUGGCAACGACGACGCGCGCAGCCCCGGAAGCGGUGGCACGCCCGGACCCCUCAGCCAACAACCUCCUCCGAGUCUGGAUUCCUCUGAUCCUGAUGCCAUGGGUAAAUGGUGUCAACGUCCAAGAGACUGGAACUCGCCGCCAGACGCGCAAAGAGCGGCAAGUGACGCUGCGCGCCGCGGCGUUCUUUACUCCUCCGUCUUCCUCGGCAGUCCUGGUAAGUG